UCGACUAUAAAAAGACGGAAAGCAGUCAAGCGGCGCGUCAUCAAUAUGGCGGCGAAUCUCGAGGAAGCUGGAGGAGAAAAUUAAUGUUUACGCGAGUGCAAGGAAUACAUGCCGCGAGACAGGACACGAUAAGACGUCGAAAAGCGCCGCGUUAUCAACCACCGCCACGAAACGUCGUCGUCGUCGUCAUCAUUGUCUUCCCGUUGACUUCCUCGAUUAGAUCAGAAUACUGGAAUUUGACUGAAUAUAAUGCCGUUACCAACCGACAUGGAAGCGAAAUUGCUGCGCCAGAUAGUUCUUGCAGGUAUGGCGGAUCUAAAAGAGGAUCAGGAUAAGGCCAAGUGGAAAUAUGCUUUAGAGGUUAGAACACCAUCAGAAAUGGAGGAACCUGUGUUCAUGCAUUCUUCGUGCGUUCUACGGAAAAUCAGUCCGGAUUAGGUGGUUUAUAAAGAGGUGUACGAAACGAAUAAGAUGUAUGCGAGGUGUCACGACAAUAGAACCCGAAUGAUUGCCGAAAUUCGCUUCCACGCUAUGCCAUCUUAGUGAACCAUUGGUUGAUCCACCGCCAAGAUAUAAUCAAGGAACCGGGAAGAUCAUUUGCCGCGUGUCUGGUACAUUUGGAAAGGCCGGAUGGGGACUACCAUCGAUGGAUAUAGAGCAUCUGUGGACGGUGUAAAGUGGUUCGCGUAUUUCUUUUUGGAGGGUCAAGUGUACCCUAAGCUGAAACGAUUUGUUCCGUCGUUGCUGACGACACCUGGGAGCAUCACCAAGUCAUGGGCCAGGUUUAUACCACACACUCAAGCAAUAGUACAAACGUUGCAGUCGCAGGGAGUCGUGUCCAAAUACAAACUGCUAGAAAUCUGGGGUUUGGAUGAAAAAUUGUUGUCAGCUUACAAGAAGUGGCUGCCGGAAUCCGCGCACGCAGAAGUGGCACAGAUAUGACGGCACACAAUGGCCGCCUUUGUAAUUAAGAAUAAAACAUUAGGAUUGUAAUUAUACAGUUUUUUAGAUAAUUAAAUUAUUUUAUAUAUGAAAAAAAAAUCGAAAUGCAUCAGUUUUAGCCUUCCAGCAAAGGAUCGAUUGUGUAUCUUGAAAUAAUGAGGUAAAAAUUACAAAAGUGAGAAAAUUCAUUAGCGUAUCUACGCUUUUAUUUAUCAGAAUCUAAUAAAAUCUGUUAACUUUUGUCAUUUUCACCUCAUUUUAAGAUACACAACCGACCUCCAGACGUACGCGGCGGCGGUUUAUUUUAUCGACUUUAAAAGUUGGCGGGAAGUCGACUUUCCGUCAUGACGGGAAGUCGACUUGAAGUCGACUUCUACCGAAACUGACUUGGCAGAAAGUCGACUUUUUUAAGGACGAAAGUUGACUUGAAGUCGGCGAAUGUCUCAAAAAACGCCGACUAAAAGUCGACUUUCCGUCAUGACAAGAAGUCGACUUCCCGUCAUGACGAAAAGUCGACUUCCCGUCAUGACGGAAAGUCGACUUUUAGUCGGCGUUUUUUGAGACAUUCGCCGACUUCAAGUCGACUUCAAGUCGACUUUCGUCUUUAAAAAAGUCGACUUUCUGCCAAGUCAGUAUCGGUAGAAGCCGACUUCAAGUCGACUUAAAGUCGACUUUUUGCUCUUAGGGAACUUCGUCGUAAAAGAGCGUUUACACGGUAUUUAACGUUAGUAUAUUUAUAUUAUAGUUAUAAUAUCGAUGUUAUAUAACUUCGGCGUAAAUCGGGCCGUGUAAACGUAGUAAUUGUUGAGUGUGCAAACCAUUUCAUGGGUUUUGGCUUGACAAGCAGCGAGGGAACCUCGUAAACUCGAAAAUUCUGAUUUUAAUGAAACUUUUCACACAUGUAGGGAGGGUUUAUUGCUGCCCAAAAACGGUUCUAAGGGGUGAAACUACCCCUUAUAUGUAUAUAUAAAGGCGGGCUUUUACUUUUCUUGAUAUCUCGAAAUAAAAAUUGUGCAACUAGAAACUUGCAAAUUAUAAAUUUUGAACAUUAUACUUCCUCACAAUUUUCAAGUAUGCAAAUUAUAAAUUUGCACGUUGCUUGAUCAACAUUUUAUUUUGCUCGACUCAUAAAGCUUUCUCUUAUGAGGAAGCCUGU
Molecule: messenger RNA, 2098 nt
Organism: Temnothorax curvispinosus
Lineage: Eukaryota; Metazoa; Arthropoda; Insecta; Hymenoptera; Formicidae
Product: probable ATP-dependent RNA helicase DHX37
Exons: 6
Coding region: 631-942 (103 amino acids)
Source: RefSeq, a predicted model, not a curated record